AUGGAAUCCAGAUUACAAAGAUUAACCAACUUACAAGUCACUGCUGGUAACGAAUUGAGAAGAACCUCUAUCAUCGGUACCAUUGGUCCAAAGACCAACUCCCCAGAAGUUCUUGUCAACUUAAGAAAGGCUGGUUUAAACAUCGUCAGAAUGAACUUCUCCCACGGUUCCUACGAAUACCAUCAAUCCGUCAUCGACAACGCCAGAAAGUCUGAAGAAUUAUACCCAGGUAGACCAUUAGCUAUUGCUUUAGACACCAAGGGUCCAGAAAUCAGAACUGGUACCACCACCAACGAAGUCGACUACCCAAUCCCACCAAACCACGAAAUGAUCUUCACCACCGACGAAAAAUACGCCAAGGCCUGUGAUGACAAGAUCAUGUACUUAGACUACAAAAACAUCACCAAGGUCAUCUCCAAGGGUAGAAUCAUCUACGUUGAUGACGGUGUCUUAUCCUUCGAAGUCUUGGAAGUUGUCGACGACAAGACCUUGAAGGUCAAGUCUUUGAAUGCCGGUAAGAUCUGCUCUCACAAGGGUGUUAACUUACCAGGUACCGAUGUCGACUUACCAGCUCUUUCCGAAAAGGACAAGGCUGACUUGAAGUUCGGUGUCAAGAACGGUGUCCACAUGAUCUUCGCUUCCUUCAUCAGAACUGCCCAAGACGUCUUAACCAUCAGAGAAGUCCUUGGUGAAGAAGGUAAGGACAUCAAGAUCAUCGUCAAGAUCGAAAACCAACAAGGUGUCAACAACUUCGACGAAAUCUUAAAGGUCACUGACGGUGUUAUGGUUGCUAGAGGUGAUUUAGGUAUCGAAAUCCCAGCCCCAGAAGUCUUAGCUGUCCAAAAGAAGUUGAUCGCUAAGUCUAACUUGGCCGGUAAGCCAGUUAUCUGUGCCACUCAAAUGUUGGAAUCCAUGACUUACAACCCAAGACCAACCAGAGCCGAAGUCUCCGAUGUCGGUAACGCUAUCUUAGAUGGUGCUGACUGUGUCAUGUUAUCUGGUGAAACUGCUAAGGGUAACUACCCAAUUAACGCUGUCACUACCAUGGCCGCCACUGCUGUUAUUGCUGAACAAGCCAUUGCUUACUUACCAAACUACGAUGACAUGAGAAACACCACUCCAAAGCCAACCUCCACCACCGAAACCGUUGCUGCUUCUGCUGUCGCCGCUGUCUUCGAACAAAACGCCAAGGCUAUUAUCGUUUUAUCUACCUCUGGUACCACCGCCAGAUUAUUAUCCAAGUACAGACCAAACUGUCCAAUUGUCUUGGUUACCAGAAACCCAAGAACCGCCAGAUUCUCUCACUUAUACAGAGGUGUCUUCCCAUUCGUCUACGAAAAGGAUGCUGUUGCUGACUGGACUCAAGACGUCGAUGCCAGAAUUGCCUUCGGUAUUGAAAAAGCUAAGGAAUUCGGUAUCUUAAAGACUGGUGACAACUACGUCUCUGUCCAAGGUUUCAAGCCAGGUGUCGGUCACUCCAACACUUUACAAGUCGACACUGUCGCUUAA
This is a messenger RNA of Arxiozyma heterogenica, 1509 nucleotides long. It is a transcript of the gene CDC19, whose product is annotated as pyruvate kinase CDC19. Bases 1 to 1509 code for a protein of 502 amino acids. Gene Ontology annotation, molecular function: pyruvate kinase activity; potassium ion binding; magnesium ion binding. Gene Ontology annotation, biological process: glycolytic process. Gene Ontology annotation, cellular component: cytoplasm. The record is from RefSeq and is a predicted model, not a curated record. The transcript has a single exon. Lineage: Eukaryota; Fungi; Ascomycota; Saccharomycetes; Saccharomycetales; Saccharomycetaceae.